AGAAAAUCUUCGAUCUUAUUUUGCCUCGUGCAUCUAGAAUAUUUUCUGUUUCUCCCUUUCUAAAUGCUUUUCCUUGCAAAACAUGUGCUUGGUGUGGAGCUUUUUCCCGAGCACGCCAAGUGGAAUAAUACUUCAGGGGAGCAGCAUGGUUCAGCUAAAACCUUCGCGGAAAAGCGAGAAGAAGUUGACCAGAUACUGCACUUUUUUGAAACCGAGUUGGAAAACAAAUACGAGGGGUAUUUGUCUUCGUCGUCGGGGAGCAGCGGGGGUGAGGAGGAGGAACAUAACGGAAGGAAAGCCUCCACAACGGCGAGAGCGCCUGCAUCUGCCGUAACGCAAGACAAAGCUGAUGCCAGCAACCCCAGCACAUCAUCAUCUUCAUCGUCCUCUCCCACCAACGAGGAUGCGACGGCAGGUACUAUGAAAACGCGACUAGUACCAGCGAAGACCACGAGGAGGUUCAAACGGCACAAGCUAGCCUCCCUGCGCACAGAUUACUACAACGCGAUCAAUGCGGCCGAUUUUUCCGACGAGGUUUUGACCAAUUUGAUCGAGGACGAGUACCUGAUCGCCAAGAAACUGACCCAGGCAAUCCAGAACGACGAGAUUCCAAGAAUUAAGAAUGCGCGGGCCGACUUGGUGAAAACGGUGGACGCGGUGCUGAAGGCCGUGGAGUACCAAGUCGUGGCGAAGAACGUCCCGCCGAUACUGCUCGCUCUCAACGGACACGACGUCCGCGAGUUGAACCGCCAAGCAGAUUUAGCCGGAGCGGUCUCCAACUGCCGGGACUGCUACCACGAGUUUUUGGAGGUGCUGGCUACGGAUUGGAUCCCACUUGUCGGCAAAAUCGCGGACAAGAUUAAUAAGGCAAGCAACUUCGCAAUCUCGGCGGAGCACAGGGAUUUUCUCGCGAAGGGGUGUUGUGGGGCGAAGGGGUUCUACUCCGGGCUGAAAAUCCUGACAACUUCGGUAGUUCUUGGAUCAGCGUCUGCGAAAGCCUCAAACAAAUCUUCGUCCAAGGCCAGUGCUAGUAGUUCUUCGUCUGCGCGUGCUGCUCGUGGUCUGUCCAAAACCAACACCGGCCCGGAUUCCUGGCUUUCCCUGCUCACGCGGAUGGCAACAUCAUCUUCAAGGGCAACAGGAGCUGCUACAUCCUCGACAGCUUCUUCGUUCUCCUCGUCAAGCGAGACACAACGACCUGCAGAUCAUGACAAUCUGGGGGAAGAUAUCCUAUGUAAAAACGUCCCCACCCCAUAGUCAAGAUGGGGAAUCGGCUAGACAAGUCCACGAGUUUUGGCUGUUUCGCAUGACAGAUUUGGAUUCGUAGUGUAGUGCUUUUUGAGCUAGCUUAGCAGCAUCACAGACCUAGCAACUCAUGCUGAUUGGAGCAUGACAAAUUCCAAAACACGGAUAGAAAGUGCUUCUCAUGGGGCUCCGCAUGAGAAACAUUUUCAGCAUGCAGAUUUGCAUGAAAAAUAUGUGCUGGGGACGUUUUUAAAUACGAUAGAAGAAGACCACUUAACUGCCGCAGCGGAGAUUUUUCACAAGUUCCUCAGAGACGAGGCGAUCUUCUCGCAGGUGUUAGAGCAUCAUUUAUCGUACGGAAAAAUCCCCCCUCCCCAUACUGAAUAGGUAUAUUUUUGGAAAUUUCUGAUGCUGAUUUGUGGCCACAAACCGUGUCUGUAUUGCAAGACAGCAACUCCGCAGGCUCCGCCGCACUAUGCCGGCGGCUUGUCAUGCUGUUGGGCCUACAGUGCGGCUGUUUUUCAUGCUAAACGCCUAGGCCAGAGCCUCCCUGCUCACACUUGGUAUGGGCCUGCAGUGCUCUCCAGCAAGACCGCUCGGAUUUGUGUACACGAACCCAGCUUCAGAAGUAUCGUUUUGAUGUUGGGGGGGAUUUUUCCUUUUGAUAUCAUUCCCGGUCCAAGGAGAUUAACCCUCUGAACCUAAACCCGUCCUUUCUCCAGUUUGUGCAGCACAACGUCGUAAGCAACUUGCUGCAGACGUUCUCGAAACUGUUCACGAUCCUGAACAGCUAUUUGAACCAGCUCCGGCUAGACAUCGGCGACCGCAAAGCGAAGCGGAAUUUCAACGAGAUGAGAAGAAAGGAAAUCGCCGUGGAAUUGCGGCCGAUGAUUGAACACGUCAUGCUCAGGCGAUUUUUGGCGAGGGGGGCGGAGGAAUUUGCAGAAGCGGCAGCAAGGGCGAACGGCGUUCAACAAAGCAGAGGUGCAAGAACAGAUGAGGCAAAGAUGAAGUACACUCAGGCUGGACCUGGUAGUAACAAGGACCAUGAUCAUGAUAGUCGAAGUUGUACUGCAGGUGGAAGUGCGGAGAUUCCGAAAAAUCUAGACAGUAGCAUCACAGCCACGACGACUCGAAGACGAAAACGGUAUACAGACGCCGAGUUGUCUGCUCUGCUCAACGACGAUUAA
Messenger RNA from Amoebophrya sp. A120, 2435 nucleotides. Lineage: Eukaryota; Dinophyceae; Syndiniales; Amoebophryaceae. The record is from the annotation of a GenBank genome assembly.